Molecule: messenger RNA, 3096 nt
Organism: Morchella sextelata
Lineage: Eukaryota; Fungi; Ascomycota; Pezizomycetes; Pezizales; Morchellaceae
Exons: 2
Coding region: 1-3096 (1031 amino acids)
Biological process (GO): rRNA processing
Cellular component (GO): small-subunit processome; nucleolus
Source: RefSeq, a predicted model, not a curated record
AUGCCGCGCACCACCGGCACCCGCCCACCAGGCAACCGCACCCGCGCCCGCAACAACCCAAAAAACCGCUCUCUGAACGCCUUCUCAAUCGCACAGUCCACCACCACCGACAGACCCAGCAUCCCCGCCCGCCGCCUCGGCCAAGCUCCGUCCAAGAAACACAAGGCACGCAAGCACGAAUCCGACGAUGACGACGAAGAAGGCGCUGGCAGGGGCCGCGGUGGGGACGACGAGAGCGUAGACGGCGGCAGCGACUCGGACGGCGGCCACUGGAAGGUUGGCGUCGACAGCGACGACGAGAGCGACAUUGACUCUGACGAGGCGAUGGGCGAGAGCGACGAGGAACGGUUCGCGGACUUUGCGUUCCGCGGGAGCAGCUCCACGGGGAGGCCGAAGAAGGCGAAGGGCCGGAAGGAGGUCACGUUGGAAGAGAGCGGGGACGACGAUGACGAGGAGGAGGAGGAGGAGGACGAGUCGGAGGAGGACGGGGAGGGCUUCGUGGACCUCUCUGAGAUGCUGGAUCGGGCGACGCCGAGCGAUUCGGAGCCCGAAGACGACGAGAAGGCGGAGAAGACGGCCAGGAAGCCGCAGCAGACUAAGUCGAAGAAGCGUGCAGCUCCGGAAUCCGAGUCGGAGGACGACAGCGACAAUGGGCUGGAUCUGGAGGAGUCAAUGUCCGAAGACGGCGACGACGACGAGGAGGAGCCCUCAGAUGGCGACGACUCUGAUACAGACUCGUUUGCGCACUUCUCGGAAGAAGACGACACCCCCGAGGACCCCGCGAAGCUCGAGGCCCUCCAGUCCCUCAUCACCGCGCUCCCCUCGGGCUCCAAGCACGCCGCGAAGCGUGUGCGCCUCGACGACCCCAACGAGGGAAAGACGCCCAACGAAUACAACCUCUCCAUCGGCACCGCGUCCCAAAAGCUCACCCUCGACGACCUGAUGCCCACCAUCACCGACCCCAAGCUGAAGAAGUCGCUCAAGGUCCUCUCCGACACUGCCCCCGCCGGCACAAAGAGUUCCGGCGUGCAGGGGAAGCUGUCAGCGCCGCUGGCAAAGCGCCAACAGGACCGCAUCGACCGUGCCGCGGCAUAUGUCAAGACGAAGGAAACACUCGGCCGCUGGGUCGACACCGUCAAGAUGAACCGCGAAGCCGACCACCUGCACUUCCCGCUCCCCAACGCGCCAAACGCGCCCAUCCAGGCGCCCAAGCGGCUCCUGUCCAUCACGACCGCCACGGGCCGCACGCCGCUGACGGCGCUCGAGGCCACCAUCUCGGGCAUCCUGAAGGAGUCGAACAUGGAGUCCGAGAAGAGGAUUGCCGAGUUUGAGGAGCUCAAGACGAACAAGCUCUCCAUCGAGGAGGUGCAGAAGCGGACGGCGGAGCUCCGCAUGGCGAGGGAGCUGCUGUACAGAGAGGAGCUAAAGGCGAAGCGCAUAAAGAAGAUCAAGUCAAAGGCCUACCACCGCGUCCACAAGAAGGAGCGCAUGCGCCAGGAGCAGGCGAUCGAGGAGGCGCUUGCGCUGGAGAAGGGCGGCGUCGUGGGCGAGGAGGAGAUGAUGGAGCGGGAGCGCAAGCGGGCGGAGGAGCGCAUGACGCUGCGGCACAAGCAGAGCAAGUGGGCCAAGGGGAUGAAGGAGUCUGGGCGCAGUGUCUGGGACGAUGAAGCCCAGGAUGGCGCGAUUGAGAUGGCGCGGCGCGCGGAGGAGCUUACAAGGCGCAUCAAGGGAAAGGACAUCCGUGGCGAGGGCGAGGAGUUUGGUGAGAGCAGCAGUGAGGAGGAAGACGACGAUGCGUUUGACGAGGAGGGUGUGGAGCUGAGGAAGAAGCUGAUAAAGGAUAUCGAGAAGGCGGAGGCCUCGUUGGGUGUCUCGUCGUCUGGGGCUGGCAGCAAGCUGGGUGGACGCUUGAUGGGCAUGAAGUUCAUGCAGAACGCGGAAGCGGCCAAGAAGAAGGAAAACGACGCCCAAUUGGAAGAGCUCAAAAACUCUCUGGUGGACGGCGACAGACUGAGUGAUGUCGGCGAAGACAGCGAAGCCGAGGAGGAGGAGCCCAAACAGGCCAGUGGCAGAAUGACAUUCAAGCCUGGAAAGAAGGAGAAGCCAGCCGCCUCCAAAGCUACCCACAAAUCAGAGUUUGAGGAACAGGACCUCAGCGACCAGGAACAAGAUGACGAGGAGGACGACGAAGAGGACGAAGAAGUCACAGUCGUCAACAAAGCCAAUGCAGCCUCCACGGCUGCUGCAAAGAACCCCUUCACAGCACCCAGAACCACAGCCGGGACAGCCGGGGGCAAGCACCUCUCCUUCGGCGCCAGCAAAGACGACGACCCGACACCCGCCGGAGGCAACCCCUGGCUCUCGCAGGACGCCGUCCCCCACGUCAAGCCCAAGCAGCUGACCAUCACCAGCGGCAAGGUCGAAUCCAAAACCGAGCGCAGCAGCAAGAAACUCGCAAGGGACAAAAAGGCGGCCCUGAAGAACGGCGACCCCGCCGAGAACGUCGAGGUCGAAAUCGACACCUCUGUCACGCUCAAGCUGGCGCCGAAGACGGUUGCAAACCCCGACGACGGCGACGACGAGGAGGUGGACGACAAGGACAUCAGCCUUAUCCCGGCCAAGGGCGGGAAGGCCGCGAGGUCCCAGAGGGCGCUGGUGAAGCGGGCGUUUGCUGGGGACGAUGUGGUGAUGGACUUUACCAAUGAGAAGAACGCGGUCGUGGAGGAGGAGGGCGACCAGGUUGUCGACGAGAGCCUACCUGGCUGGGGCAGCUGGACCGGCGAAGGGCUGAAACCGAAAAACCCGGACCAGCCAAACAGGUUCCUCAAGACCGUCAAGGGAAUUGCCAAGGACAAGCGAAAGGACGCGAAGUUGGCAAAGGUCAUCAUCAACGAGAAGCGGGUUAAGAAGAAUGUGAAGUACCACGCAUCGGCCCUCCCACACAUGUUCGAGACCAAGCAGCAGUACGAGCGGAGUCUGCGGGUCCCGAUCGGGCCCGAGUGGACCACGAAGGCGACCUUCCAGGACUCGACGAUGCCCAGGGUCAUGGUCAAGAAGGGUGUUGUUGUGGAGGCUAUCUCUGCGCCGUUUAAAUAG